Molecule: messenger RNA, 309 nt
Organism: Astrephomene gubernaculifera
Lineage: Eukaryota; Viridiplantae; Chlorophyta; Chlorophyceae; Chlamydomonadales; Astrephomenaceae
Source: the annotation of a GenBank genome assembly
UGGCCGGCUGGCUGUCCGCGUGGAACCUACUGGACGUCGCAACAUACGGGCUGCAGGUGGCCAUCGCUGUCCUGCUGCUGUGCCGCAUCGAGCAUGGCCCCUACUGGCUUACGUUCGCAGUCGCCACACAAGCCAUCUUGCUUGUCGUACGGCUGACCUUCUUCAGUCGUGUGUUCCGCUCCACCACCUUUGACUUCAUGAGCUCGCUGGAGACGGUGAUUCGCGAGGUGGGCUGGUUCCUAGCGGUGCUGCUGCUGUUCAUGUGGGGCUUCGCAUGCGCCUUCUUCACCAUCUUCCGAGACGACCCCG